Molecule: messenger RNA, 2499 nt
Organism: Argentina anserina (silverweed cinquefoil)
Lineage: Eukaryota; Viridiplantae; Streptophyta; Magnoliopsida; Rosales; Rosaceae
Exons: 6
Coding region: 368-2359 (663 amino acids)
Biological process (GO): intracellular signal transduction
Source: RefSeq, a predicted model, not a curated record
ACCAGACCUACAGAGCGGGGAAGGGUGUUAUAGUCAAUAAAAAAGAACAGGCCGAAGACAUUCAUUGGCGUUGGGCCGGCAACCCCGGGAUUAAGCCCAAGUCAGUCCAAACUACUUGGACGUGUUUUACCACUUCUGCAUAAACCUCUGGCCUUUCCUCCAUAAAACCUCUCUCCGAUUUCAUCGUCCCCUCAAACUCUAACCCCAUUUCCUUUGCUUUCUUCGCUCUUCUCCUUUUGUCUAAUUCCCAUCUCUCUCCCUCUCAUGGCUUUGUCUUCCUAGGGUUUUCAUUUCAUUACAGACCUUUCAAUUUUAGCUCAGACUGUUUUUCUAGCUCCACCACUUUUUUUGAGGCCGGAAUUCGGAAAUGGAUCCCUCUAAAAAUGGAGCCGAAAUUAACCUAGGUGAGGUUACAAUCACCACAGCCGCCGGAAAACUAAACGAGUUACCGGAGAACGGGAAAACAAAGAGUAAUGUUAGUGCUGAGAAUGGAGAAGAAGCGUACCUCGAGAACGGCGACGGAGACGGCGUUGUUGCGGCUCCAACGGCUUCGGCGGAAGAGACGGAGCACGUGACAUUAGCCGUUACGCCCGAAGCAGAGGAGGCAGGGGCGGUGCUCCAACCGCAUGCACAGCUCCCGAAGCCCGAGGCGCCACGUGGCAUUCACGACUCGCCUCCACCUUCUCCUCUCUCCCACCAAACCGACGACGCUUCGGAGAACAAGAAUUUCGGCGCGGCGAUGCCGGCGAUAGGGAAGCUAAUCCGGGAGAGAAGCAACAGUUUCUCGUCAGCGUUCUUGAAGAAGCUGUCGUCGCUCAAGGAGAGCAAUUUCGCCGACGAGAUUCUGAAGCCGAGCGUGACGGAGUUCCAUCUCUCUGGCCUCAAAGUGACGGUGAAGCUCAAGAGAGAGACGGCGGCGGAGCAGCAGCAAACGCUGGAGGCGGCUCUCAAAGGCCGGAUCAGCUUCUUCUCCAGGUCGAAUUGCCGGGACUGCAGCGCCGUCCGGAGCUUCUUGAAAGAGAAAGGACUGAGAUUCGUGGAGAUCAACGUCGACGUGUACCCUCAGCGGGAGAAGGAGCUGAUCGAGAGGACCGGCACGUCAUCAGUGCCUCAGAUUUUCUUCAACGAGAAGCUCUUCGGCGGUUUGGUGGCUCUGAAUUCGCUGAGGAACAGCGGCGAGUUUGACCAGAGGUUGAAGGAGAAGAUCGGGUCGAAAUGCCCCGACGACGCGCCCGCUCAGCCUGUUUACGGGUUUGAUGAUCUCGAGGAGGAGGAGCUGACGGAUCAGAUGGUAGAGAUCGUGAGGCUGCUGAGGCUGAGGCUGCCAAUUCAGGACCGUCUGAUGAAGAUGAAGAUCGUGAAGAACUGCUUCGCCGGCAAAGAGAUGGUGGAGGUCCUCAUUCACCAGUUGGACUGCGGCCGUAAACAGGCGGUUGAGAUUGGAAGGCAACUGGCUAAGAGGCACUUCAUUCAUCACGUUUUUGGGGAAAAUGAGUUUGAAGAUGGAAACCAUUUUUAUCGAUUCCUUGAGCAUGAACCGUUUAUCCCCAAGUCCUACAACUUCCGAGGAUCCACAAAUGAUUGUGAGCCCAAGUCUGCAGCUAAAGUUGGCCAAAGGCUCACCAAGAUCAUGUCUGCCAUUCUCGAGUCCUAUGCUUCUGAUGACAGGCGCCUACUUGAUUACAUUGGCAUAAGCAACAGUGAGGAGUUCCGAAGGUACAUAAAUUUGGUUCAAGAGCUUCACCGAGUAAACCUUUUCGAACUUACACCAAAUGAGAGGCUAUCCUUCUUCUUGAACCUGUACAAUGCCAUGGUAAUACAUGCAGUUAUCAGGGUAGGGCGUCCACAAGGUCUGAUCGAAAGGAGAUCUUUUUACAAUGACUUCCAGUAUAUAGUUGGAGGUUAUUCUUAUUCCCUUAGUACCAUCGAAAAUGGAAUCCUUAGAAUCAACCGGAGACCUCCUUAUUCCCUAGUGAAGCCAUUUCGCUCUGGAGACAGCCGCAUAGAGCUGGCUUGUGCUAAAGUGAAUCCAAUAGUCCACUUCGGACUCUGCAACGGGACAAGAUCAAGCCCAAUAGUAAGGUUCUUCUCACCCCAAGUUAUCGAAGCUGAAUUAAGAUGUGCAGCAAGAGAGUUCUUCAAGAGUGGUGGAAUGGAGGUGAACUUGGAGAAGAGGACUGUGUAUCUCACCCAAAUCAUCAAAUGGUUUGAUAAUGAUUUUGGACAAGACAAAGAGAUUCUAAAGUGGAUCCUCAAUUACUUGGAUCCAACUAGGGCUGGUCUUUUGACACAUCUGUUGGGUGAUGGGGGGCCUAUACAUGUAUCUUACCAGAACUAUGAUUGGUCCAUGAACUCUUGAUUCUCGCCUGACGACCCCAUAUGGUGCCAUAAUCGAUCAUGCUCAAACCGAGUGAUAGUAUUGUUUUGGCAAAGGAAGUGAUGAUGCAUAUAAUACCUCAAAUUUUUAAUACAGAAAAAGAUAUAGAGGCUUGGUGAUUU